Corythoichthys intestinalis (scribbled pipefish) is the source of this 1588-nucleotide messenger RNA. RefSeq names its product prostaglandin E synthase 3-like. Gene Ontology annotation, molecular function: protein-folding chaperone binding; prostaglandin-E synthase activity; Hsp90 protein binding. Bases 172 to 672 code for a protein of 166 amino acids. The transcript has 8 exons. Gene Ontology annotation, cellular component: cytosol; nucleus. Gene Ontology annotation, biological process: protein folding; telomere maintenance via telomerase; chaperone-mediated protein complex assembly. Lineage: Eukaryota; Metazoa; Chordata; Actinopteri; Syngnathiformes; Syngnathidae. The record is from RefSeq and is a predicted model, not a curated record.
ACGCCUCCCUCCAUUGCUAUUCUCGAAGCCACACUACGUAACAACACACUCACUUAAGUUUCAGUAACUGGCUUGGUGACGUUUUGCGUUGCUUGUGUGUGGCAAACGCUCCUUCUCUCCACAGGCUCUUGGCGUUAUUUUCGCGAGACCGUUUUGUCCCCAAAGAAGACAAUGACUUCUCGUCAAGACGCACACCCAGCAAGUGCCAAGUGGUACGAUAGGAGGGACUCCGUUUUUAUAGAGUUUUGUGUAGUGGACAGCAAAAAUGUAAAAGUCACUUUUGAUAAAACAAAAUGUACUUUCAGUUGUGUUGGAGGAACUGACAAUGUCAAACAUGACAACGAAAUAGAACUCUUUGAUGCUAUUGAUCAAAGUGAAUCCAAACACAAACGCACAGAUAGAUCUGUGAUGUGCUACUUGCGGAAAGCGCAGCCAGGCAAGUCAUGGCCGAGGCUUACCAAAGAAAAAGUUCAGCCGCGGUGGGUCAGCCUUGACUUUAACAACUGGAAACAGUGGGAGGAUGACUCGGAGGAGGAGAUGGGCAACUUUGACCAAUUUUCAGAUAUGAUGAAUAACAUGGGCGGUGAUGAUUUCCAACCUGAUUUAGAUGGUGACGAUGAUGACUCUGCAGACAGUGAUGAUGAAAAAAUGCCAGAUUUGGAAACGAACUGAGGUGCUAUGGAAGGAAAAGAUCAGCUGACAAAGGAAGCAAGCAAAAUUGACACUUUUACACCCUUUUUUUUUUUUAAGGCAGUGAAACUAAAGAACUGUCGACAGCCAUAAUUUAAUGCAUAGCCUGUGCUCUACGCAACUGUGAAGGUGCAUGGUAAAUGUACAGAGCCGCUAUCUCCACUUCCAUUUGCUGUACUGCACGUCGGGUAUCUUGCUUUACUGUUAUGACCAACGAAGCACAUGGUAAUGGAAAAGUCCUCGAUUGAGCAAUAUACUGUAUGUUGAUCAAAUUGACUAACAGUUUGUGGUUUAUUAGUUCAACCUUUGUCAAAAUGUUGUGGUUUCAAGUUAGAUAAUAGUGUAGUUUCCUCUGUAGAAGAAAAAAAUGAAGAAAAAUACUCGUGGUCUCUCAAGCCUUCCAUGUGCAGUGAAUUAGAUAACCAGUCUUUUUUUUUUUUUUUUUUUUUCCUGUAACUUUGACUUUCUGCUUACAUGUUUCCCUUUACUACUUGUUUAUACGAAAUGAUGACAGAUAUGUUAAUAUGAAAUCAGGACAAACAUGUUUCAUCUGUCCAAUACUAUACUGGGGUAUUGUGAAUGAGGUUUUUCCAUAUGAAUAUCUUUACCUCUCUCCAACAUAACCAAGACGAACAGAGUCUGCUGAAUUAAGUUCAAACUACUUGCAGGAAGCGGCAUCACAGUGACUUCUUUGUCUUCUGGGUUCUGCACCCCCAAUCUACUAUAGAACCUUGCCGGCAAAGUGUGUGUUUGAAAGAUGCUAUGCUGUAUAAUGACCAAAUUCUAUUUGCACUGUCAACAAAAAAAAGUAUGACGAGACAUGUUGAAUUGCAGUGGACAGUUGUUUUUUUUUUUUUUUUUUUUUGUCUACAUAUUUCUAAUAAACAGAUAAAUCUGA